AUGGGUUUUAUAACACGAUUUCAAUGGCAAGUCACGUACGCUACUGUAGCAGUCUCACAAGUUUUUUUUCUGUUUCUGAAACCAGAAUCCAAUAACUUUAUUAAAUUCUGUACCAACACUUUGGAGGAAACACCAUCAUAUCAUGAUGGCGUUCGUGUAGAGAUUCGUGUUUCCUUGCAAUCUCUGCUUCGCCAUCGACAAGAGAUGCAGCAAAUCUUAAGGAGCUGGGUGCAGACACAAGGCGCGAUUUGCUGGAUCAAGUCAUCAUUGGUGUAUUCUGUAUGGCGUGGCCUUUUUGAAGGAUGGACAUGGGCAAUGGCCAAUAUGGAGCCUCAAUCUCAGCGAGAUCGUCAAUCUUUUGCUCGUCGUGGGACAACUGCAUGCCUUCUUGCAAGCCAUGUUUCUGGUUGGUUUUCUCGCCCUGAUACAAACCAUGAUGGCUGGCGCCAGGCAUAUGCAAUCUUGCAUAGAAAUCGGGCUCCAAAUUCAACAUUCUUACUCAAUCGCAAGGUGUUCGCAUUGACAGCUUUCAACAAGCUGUCUACUCGCUUUAUCUUGGAGAAUGCUCAUAUGGCAACAUUGUUGCCAUACUCAUUCCUUGAGAUUGAGCAGUACAUUGGUACCCCACAACUACACAACCAUCGAUCACAUGUUCCAAGGAUGCGAGCUAUCGAUACUCAACUGGCAAUUGCUGCACCUACAGUUCAAUUAACAAAAUUAUCGCAACAGGACCAGGAGGUUGCAAACCUCAUGAUGGCUGAUGUAGUAUCAUGGGAGGAAACACAAACUCCAAUGAUUGAGCAUGCAGACCUUCGUAAUCAAUUAUACAAGUUCUUUUCAUCGCCAGUGCAUGAUUACGCUAAAAGCAUCAUCCAUGCUUAUUUGCAGGGCUCUCUGCUUAUGGCUACAGGCAUUCUUCGCCCACCUCUAGAUCGCAGAUUUCAGACCACAAUUGCCAACAGGUUCCGUAUUCAUACUUUGUGUUCAGAGGAAGCAUUACGACAAACCUUACCAGACCAACUUUUUCAUAUUGGCAAAGCAAGGGGUUCCAGAUCAGUAAAAGAAUACCUUGCCAAGAAUGUCUUUCUCCCAGUGGACACCAUCAGGGCCCAACGCUCGCAUUUAGGAAUGGUGAACCAGGGCCAAAACUACAAUCAUCUGCGUGCAUCAAGGACUGCUUAUAUUAUCACUGUUCGAGCCUUGGUGGCAGUUGGAAGAAUUGAUGAAGCAAGAACUUUGCAUGACUUAAUUAUGGCUUAUAUAACUCCUAUGAAGUUGACCUUUAUGCAAGACAAAGAGAAGGCUGUUUCCAAGAAACCAGGCAAUCCUGACAUGAUCAAGUUUGUCUAUUUUUAG
Messenger RNA from Lichtheimia ornata, 1356 nucleotides. RefSeq lists its product as uncharacterized. The transcript is spliced from 6 exons. The coding region runs from base 1 to 1356 and encodes 451 amino acids. The record is from RefSeq and is a predicted model, not a curated record. Lineage: Eukaryota; Fungi; Mucoromycota; Mucoromycetes; Mucorales; Lichtheimiaceae.